CCUCUUCCUCCUCCUCCUCCUCCUCCUCCUCCUCCUCUGCAGGCUCAGCUCCCUGUGCUCUACCACACUUGGUCAGGCAUGGCAGGCCAUCAAAAAAUCAACUCGUUCCCACUCCACCUGUUCAAAACGCUAUUAAUCUGCUGCCUUCCAAUAAAAGGCUUGGCUUUCAGAGAGGAGCCAAUAGGAAAGCAUUAAAGCUGUGAGAUCCAGGCCAAUCCUAGGCUGCAUUCUAAUGUGGCCUAUCUUUAUCAAGGUGCCACUCCAUUUCCAGAUACUGCUUAUUUAUGAUAUCUGAGGAGGGAGGCGGCAGGAGGCACAUGUCUUUAGGGGAACACUGAAAUCUGUGUCCAGAGGGCUCGACGAAGACUUCAGAUAUGGGAUUAUCACAGACCACACUGUGGCUGAGAGGAGGUGAAGAGAUGCGAGAGUGAAGAGUUUAUCUGUUUCUCCGCUGCUUCUGGUGUGGUAGCAACUUUGGCAAACACCAGGGACUUUAUUAGAACUGCUAUAAGUGCUCAUAAUUAUUUGAAUAUCUGGGGACGGUGGGUUUGCUCCCAGAUCCAGACAUCGCCUGUGGGUGAUUGAGCUCCUUGUGGGCCCAUCAGAGGUCUUGUGCUGCCUGGAUCUUAUUGGAUGUGUAACUGAGACCUGGAGCCAGAGUUACAGAACUCCCCAUGGAUCCAAACAUCCAGGGGUCUUUCCUUUUCAACAACAGCCUGAACCAGUUCUCCUCGGACCUCAAGGCACCAGUGUGCCAGUACUCAGUGCCCAACUCUUUCUAUAAGCUCAACCCGGGCCUCAACAGCCAGCUGCAGGCAGGGACUCCUCACGGCAUCAGUGACAUCCUGAGCCGUUCCAUGAUGGGCAUGGGCUCAACGGGCACCACCACCCUGCUGUCUGGAUACUCCACCAUGGGGGGGUUCGGCCCCUCCGUCACCAGCACGUCCAUGUACUACAACCGAGACUACAACUCCAACCUGGGCGGCUUCUCCAAGCCCGGCGCCGAAUGCCCCAUGAAAGGUCGCAAUGUGAGCUGCUGGGCGGAGAGCAGCUGCAACUGGAGAGGAGGGAGGCAGCAGUGCACCAACACUAGCGGUCCUCUCGGGGAGAUGUCAGGCAGGAAGAAACACACCAGACCGACAUUUAGUGGGCAUCAGAUAUUUGCUCUGGAGAAAACGUUUGAGCAGACAAAGUACUUGGCCGGGCCUGAGAGAGCGAGGCUGGCUUAUUCCCUGGGCAUGACUGAAUCACAAGUCAAGGUGUGGUUUCAGAACCGACGCACCAAGUGGAGGAAGAAGAGCGCCUCAGAGCCGAGCUCCACGCAGGCCAGCCACGCGGGGCAGAGCGGGGAGGCCUCGGACAACGAGGUGGAGGACGAGGAGUACAACAAGCCCCUGGACCCCGACUCCGACGACGAUAAGAUCCGACUGCUGCUGCGCAAACACCGCAGGGCUUUCUCCGUGCUGCGCCUCGGGCCACACCACGUCUGACUGACCUUACGCACACACGCACGCACACGCUUCCCAGCAGCCCUGCAUGCUCCAAUAAAAGUUUUGAAUCCAAAGUUUAAUGAAUACGCAUUUAAGCAUGUUUAGAUCACCAAACAGAAGAGCAUCGAAGGGUUCAGGCUGUAACAAUAAGCUGAAAAAGACGUUUACUUUUAUAAUUUACUGAAAGAAAUGACCUCUGGUCUGUUUCAUGUUACACACACAAAGUUUUGGAAGAAAAUUACAAU
This is a messenger RNA of Scatophagus argus, 1735 nucleotides long. It is a transcript of the gene nkx6-3, whose product is annotated as NK6 homeobox 3. The transcript is spliced from 3 exons. Gene Ontology annotation, cellular component: nucleus. NCBI's taxonomy places the organism in Eukaryota, Metazoa, Chordata, Actinopteri, Scatophagidae. Gene Ontology annotation, molecular function: DNA-binding transcription factor activity, RNA polymerase II-specific; RNA polymerase II cis-regulatory region sequence-specific DNA binding. Gene Ontology annotation, biological process: cell differentiation; regulation of transcription by RNA polymerase II. Bases 675 to 1490 code for a protein of 271 amino acids. The record is from RefSeq and is a predicted model, not a curated record.